CUGCAGCAAUCCGGCACCCUAAUCUUAUCCCUAAAUGCAUCACUGCAAAACCCUAGAAUGAUUGGCAUGUGACAGCUGGGGUCUCAGCAUUCAGAUCAGUACAUCCUCGUCUUUUCAGGCCCCCCCCCCCACCCCUCCCCCCAGAGAGGCGAAAGGCUUCUGCGUGGUGAACUUUGCUUCGCUUUCUUCUCCAAACAAGACUAGCAGUUGGCAUUGAGUUUUCGGGGUUUCUCUGUAGAUAAGGUGAGAAAGAGCCGCUCUGAACUCCUCUCUUUUUUGACCUCUUGUUUCCUCAGAUUGGCCGGCAGGGAUUAAGGAGCCAUGCUACUGCUGCUCAGUGUUUCUCCUGCAGAUUGUAUGUUGCAGUUGUGUGACUCUGGAGGAGAACAUCCAUAUUCGACUUUGUAUGUAUACAUGCCUGGAAACACUGAAAGCUCGAAGAUGCAGAUGAACCAACGAGACUCCUGCUGCUACUACGAGAGUAUACGAUGAAACAUCUCACCUCUCGAUCGAGAAGCCUUCAGGAUGAUUCUAGAAGCUUUGAGAACACCGCUUUCUUUCUGCUGGAAACAAAGAACCUUAGUCAACCGUGUGAUGAGAUCGAAAGAGGAGACCUCAUCUUAGUAAAAUGCUUCACGGCUCGGUGCAAGAUGCUGAAUGCGAUCCAAUGUGGUGCAUUGCAGGGGCCAUUAUGGAUGUCAAUCUCUUCUUGGCAGCCUUCAACCAUCUGCACUGGCCACCAUUUGCUUUGCACAGAGUUGUCUAGCCAAGGAAGGCUGGCAAACUUGGUGGUCCAUGAGCUUUGGUAGAUGUCUUAAAGAGGUCUUGAUGGUCCCUGGUCUAUCUGCUACCUUCUUAGGGUUUCAAGUAUGCAUGCUUUACCUGCAAAUUCUUUUUACUACAUACAUAUACACAGAAAUAGGAACAUGGUCGAUCCAAAUAUAACUUUUCUCUAAGGUACAUAUGAUGCACAGGAGAGAGAAAAAGUGAUCAUAUGGUUUCAGAAUAAUUAUUUCCUUUUUCCUGGUUUUCUUGACAUAAGGCAUGCAUCAUUCGAUUAAGCUGUCCAUGAAGAAAGAGUGAAGAGUAAUGGCUGUUCUAACACAGAUGACUGUGAGGGAUGAAAGUAAAUACAAGAGUGAAACAUCUAUGGCUCAUUAGAUUAGACCAACUUACCCCUCGUAAAUAAAGCAGUGGUUGCAAGAUGUGUGUGAUGUAGAAGGAUAAAAACAGUGACUUGCCUGUCCAUUUGAUGGGCAUAAGUAUCCACCACAUGUUUGCAAAUGGACUACACCUUUUCCUUUUUGUUUUCUAGGGUUCGUGCAGAUCCGGCGUCUCUCCAGCAUCAGAAGUCAGUCAUAAUAGCCUGAUCGAGUUGCUGAUGGUUUUGGAGUUGAAAUCCUAUCUAAUCUGAAGAGGAGAUUGAAGAAUAUCUUAAGAUGAUCCGUAGUUCAAGAGAAGAAGGGGAACUCACCGGGCAAGAUGUCGGCACCAGCGAGAGCAAGGCUCAACCAAGUUUGAGAUCAUGGACGGCACACAACAAUCCAAGAAUUGUUCGAGUCUCGCGAACCUUUGGAGGGAAAGAUAGGCACAGCAAGGUCACGACCAUAAGGGGAUUGAGGGAUCGGCGCGUGAGGCUUUCGGUGCCUACAGCAAUUCAAUUGUAUGACCUUCAAGAUAAGCUCGGCUUCAAUCAACCUAGCAAAGUUGUGGAUUGGCUUCUCAGUGCCGCUCAGCAUGAGAUCGAUAAGCUUCCCCCACUCGAAAUGCUACCGGGAAAUCUCUUUCGGUUUCCUCAGCCCGUGGCGAACUCUCACGUGACAGGUUCGGCUCAUGCUUACUCCGGCAACGGCGUUGGUGAUGAUGAUGAGUACACUCACAGAGACAAAGCUCAACGAUUAGCAUCAUCGUCUAGUUUGGCAACUGAAAAUAUCUUUAUCAGCAACGUUGCGGAAGGCACAAGCAUGAUGCCGAAAGCUGUCAACUUGGAUGUUCUUCCGAGGAGCAAAGAGAAAGAAGCAUUGAAGGAUCAUGGUGUUGUGUUGGGGAACAGUGCAAUCACCUACAAUCCCUACUACCAUUUGGAGACGCCAAAUGCUUACUCGUAUGAUCACAGUGAAGUGCCACAUGGUCACCAUCCAGUGGCAAUACUUGCAUCAUACAUGGCCGCUGCAUCCAAAGUGGAACCCCAGCAGUACAGCCACCUUCAAAUGGCAAGCUCAGAAUCAUCUGCAAAUGCUCUCAGAACUUCUCUCCAUGCAGCAAUCCCAAACUUGAUGGUUCUCCACAAAAGGAACACCGCAUCGGAACACCACCAUCAAGAUCACCAUCAGACAUAGCAGACUCUCUACCUUCCUAUCAUCAUCAUCUAGAAUAAGCAGCAUUUGCAGACAACUUAGAACAUGUUUCAUAUCGAUUAUGAAUGUAUAGCCAUUACAAGCUUCUUCUAGGUACUGGAUGUAAAAUUUUCCUUUGCCCUGGAAGCAGAAGGCAGAAGAUGUACCUCUGUGUGAGACUGCUGGCUGCCAUGGCACUCAAAAGUGAACAUUCAGCUAUAUAUAAGAAGCAUGGUAAUGGUUGCACUCAAAAGUUAACUGAAGAUGGUGUUAGAAUCGACAGAGGAAGCCUGAUAUAAGCUCAUAUCAUGCUUAUAACUACACCACAUAUGGUAGAACCUAUCUGCAGUUGAUGUUGCAAAGAGCAGUAGCACAUCUGUUCACCUGAGAUCACCAUGCAUGUUGGUGUCAGAUUUGAACUGCUGUCGUUUGAUGUUUCUAUAUAGACUUUAAAUAAGAUAUGAUUUCGUCA
Musa acuminata AAA Group (dessert banana) is the source of this 2808-nucleotide messenger RNA. Its product is annotated as transcription factor TCP5-like. Gene Ontology annotation, cellular component: nucleus. The transcript has 3 exons. The record is from RefSeq and is a predicted model, not a curated record. Lineage: Eukaryota; Viridiplantae; Streptophyta; Magnoliopsida; Zingiberales; Musaceae. Bases 1440 to 2339 code for a protein of 299 amino acids. Gene Ontology annotation, biological process: regulation of secondary shoot formation. Gene Ontology annotation, molecular function: DNA-binding transcription factor activity; sequence-specific DNA binding.